GGAGCUGCCGGUGCCGCGACUGAGCAGGCGCACUGGAGCAGGAGCUGGAGCAGGCGCAGGCGUGUUGUGUCUCCCUGGGCGGACGAGCUGAGGUCCCGUCGCGGCCACUCCCGCUUUAAUGCCCCCUCCACUCGGCCUUUCAGACAAAACAAUCCAAGGAGACACAAGGAACUGCAGGUGCUGAAAUCUUGUCUAGAACCGCAAAGUGCCUGAGGAGCCCAGUGGGCCAAGCGGUCGUCUAUCCAUGUUCUCCCAAGAUGCUGCCUGAUCUGCUGAGUUACUCGUGCACUUUGUGCCCUACCCAGAAAAUUAUGAGGAACAGCCAGCUCUGCUGUCAGACUCCACCAUCAAUUACCAUCCGCAUGAAAUCUAUCAGUACAACGUUAAACCAGCAGAGGAAAGGGACAAAGCUGAAGCAAGCAUGUGCACAAAAAGCUCAGAGAAUGCAUGGAAAGAAUAUUCAUUUAAUUUCAAAGCCCAAACAUGCGAGAGGGCCUUGUCUCAUUAUUCAGCGCCAAGAAAUGGCAACUUUCUUCAAAUUAUUUGACGAUGACUUAAUCCAAGAUUUCCUGUGGAUGGAUUGCUGUUGUAAAGUCUCUGACAAGUAUCUUUUAGCCAUGACAUUUGUUUAUUUCAAGCGAGCUGGCUUUGAAAUAAGCGAACAAACUAGAAUGAAUUUCUUUGUUGCUUUAUAUUUAGCCAAUACCAUGGAAGAAGAUGAAGAGGAAUACAAGUAUGAAAUCUUUCCAUGGGCUCUUGGAAAGCGGUGGAAGAAACUGUUUCCAGAUUUCUUAAAAAGGAGAGACCAGCUUUGGGCAAACAUCAAUUAUAGGGCAGCUGUGAGCAAACGAUGUUGUGAGGAGGUGAUGGCUAUUGCUCCAUCUCAUUACAUCUGGCAACGAAUACGGCCACUACAUCAUAGUGGUGCCAUCAGAAGAUACACACAAAAUGAUGUCAAAAUACCCCGGGGGCCAUGUUGCACACGGGUUCAAUGUUCGCUCUGCACCCAGAAAGAGGAUUAUCUCAGCAGGCAUAUAUCAUCAUCCUCCUCUUGUGAAAGUCUAAUUGUAACUAAGAAGGAUUUACAUCCGAAACAGCAUUCACAUGACAUGGAUAUUAAUUGCUAUCCUGCAAUGGAUAAUCAAACCACACAAAACGGAGAAAGAAAAUACAACGCUGGUGGAAAGGACCGAUCCAUGGACUGGUUUAACGGAAAUGAGGAGUGAGAGUACUUCGAAAAUAAUAUUCGCUUCGCAGCCAUGGAAAUGUGCUGAUGCGAGGGAGAGUGAGCCUCCAUUUAAAGCCAGGUCCCUUCUACUGCAAGUAUACUGGAAUUGUAAAACUGAGUGCUUUACACUUCCUUGUUCAUAACCAGCAACUAAGGGACCAUUUCUUAAUAACCCAGUGACUCACAUCGCUGGUGGUGAUUUUUCAGUGUGCACCUUAAGAACCUCUGCUGGGAUAAAUUAAGACAUAACCCUGGGCAAAAUCCCUGCAUAAAAAUGAAUGGAGUUUUUAAAAAAACUCAUCAGGGAUUUUCAGAAUCAGUCAGUUACUAUCAGUGUAUAAGUGGUUAGAAUAUUCCGUUGCUGCAUUAAUUAUUACAACAAGGUUUGAUUUGGGUCUCACAUUUAUAAAUUUGAUUAACAUUUCUAUUUUUCCUUUUUGUUGGAAUGUUACUGUUUAUAGUCCUUAAUUAACUAUCUGUCCACUAGCAAACAUGUUUCUCUUUGUGGACAAUGAAACUAUUUUCUGGUCAUCCUCUGUUCAAAUAAUUUUCUAUUUUUGUCCUGCCUCCCUGUAAAUGUACAAUAUUUGUAAAAAUACUGCAAUGCAAAUAUGAGAAAGUACAAAAAAAUAAAAUUUUAUUUAUAGUUUUGUGUACAA
This is a messenger RNA of Amblyraja radiata (thorny skate), 1887 nucleotides long. RefSeq names its product speedy/RINGO cell cycle regulator family member A (gene spdya). The record is from RefSeq and is a predicted model, not a curated record. Gene Ontology annotation, molecular function: protein kinase binding. Gene Ontology annotation, biological process: positive regulation of cyclin-dependent protein serine/threonine kinase activity. NCBI's taxonomy places the organism in Eukaryota, Metazoa, Chordata, Chondrichthyes, Rajiformes, Rajidae. Bases 258 to 1226 code for a protein of 322 amino acids. The transcript is spliced from 8 exons.